This is a messenger RNA of Poecilia reticulata (guppy), 2575 nucleotides long. RefSeq lists its product as uncharacterized. Gene Ontology annotation, cellular component: nucleus. The record is from RefSeq and is a predicted model, not a curated record. Gene Ontology annotation, molecular function: DNA-binding transcription factor activity, RNA polymerase II-specific. Gene Ontology annotation, biological process: regulation of transcription by RNA polymerase II. Lineage: Eukaryota; Metazoa; Chordata; Actinopteri; Cyprinodontiformes; Poeciliidae.
CGUGAAGCGUAUUCUAAAUUAAAUAUAAACAUUAUUGCAUCUAGAGAUUUCCGAAAACGUUUCGCAAUCAUUUUCUAACCUCAGGCCACCGUACUGCGUCAGCUGUGACGUCAUUAGCAAAAACAAGGUUCACAAAGUGGGUUUUGAUUGCCUUCUUCAUCCCAACAUCUGCUCCUAAUUACAGAUUAUCCCAUUUAAAACGUCGGAACGUUCGGGUCGUUUGCGUUUUAGCGUUUGCGCUCCAUGGUUUGUUGCCUCUCGCUUAUUUUACUAACAAGAUUUAGCUAACGGGACGCUAGCGUCAUGCUAAUAUCACGAGGUGAAUAUUUGAUGUCAGCAGUAAUCAGUAAUAAUAUUUAGCGCUAAAUCACGUCACGCCACCUCCUGCUAACCAGGGAAUCUGAUACCGACAAACAGAUGACUGGCUGAUCCAAACCAAAAGCACUCUUAAAGAUUUCCCCCAAACAGUCUUUGAAAGUGGACACUAAAGGACAGACUCGCAGGGUGUCAGGACACAGUGGAUCAUGUCGGACCUGGACACCCUCAUCGUGACCUUUCAGACCCAGCUCUCCGACGUGAUGGAGGCCGUAGUGAAGACGGCGAUGUUCGAGGUGACCAGGCUGGUGGAGGAUGUCUUCAUGAUGGAGGUGAGGCGCAGCAAACUGGAGGUGGACUCUCUGAGGCUGCAGCUGCAGUGGACUGGGAGCAAACACGGCGGGGAUGCAGGACGGACCGACGGGUCUGUUGAGUUGGAGAGCAGUGAAGCGGAUCAGAGUCCUGUCGUGGUAAAAGCAAAAACGGAGGAGCAUGACACAAUGAGUGACUGCGAGGUGAAGAAUCCAGACGGUGCAGUUGAACAUUGGUUGUCAAAUGGCAGCGAAGAAUCCAAGACGGGGUCAGCAGACAAUCCAGAACCGAUCCAGAGCCCUGGAAGAGGGUCAAAGGUCACAGGCGAGAAGGAAAUCAUGGCAUCUAUUGAAAUGAAAGCGGAAGAACUAACCAAACCGUCUUCCUGUUCUUUGCAUUUGAGAGAGUGGAGCAGUACUUCUGAUCGUGAAGCUGGACCAGAGAAUGCAGGUGACUUGCUAGAGGCACAGCCGACACCAGCCCAAGCAAACGGUGAAGAGCUGCAGAGAAAUGUCAUUAAGAGCGACCCACAGAUGUCCACUGAUUGUGCGUAUCCCGAGACCCAGGACGAAACAGAAGCUUUUGAACUUGAUUCCAAGUGGGCUGACUUGCCGGCCACAGCAGCUGGGCUCCAGCAGAAUCACAAGCUUGGCACAGAACCCGAGUUUCCAGGCCCACCUAAAGGUUCUGUGAAUUAUCUGGAGCAUGAGCUUCCUGGCUCUGCCAGAGUAGAUGUUCAGCUUACCUCAGUCAGAGAUCAGGUUUCCCUUUCUGAAUCUCCCAAAGCCAGACUGCGAGCCAACAACACUCUGAGCGUGAUCGUUAAAGAAGAAGUCCUUAUCGAUUCUGAUGGGUUCACAGACAGGGCGAGUACAGAAAAGAAAGCUGGGACACAAUCAUUCACCGGAUCGUUACAGGGACAAAGGGUGAACUUGGUACACAAACCAAACCACUUUUACCACAGAUCCUCAGCACAGGAGGGAGUGAAGCUCCAGUCUCACAGGGGUUCAGGACUCAGGCUACAGGCAGCCAUACAACACCUCCACCGACCACCGAAAAGGCCUCCACACAGACUGUCCAACAUGACAACGGCAGCGCUUUCCGACCCUCGCUCUCAGGUUGCACCUUCGAAUAACCCUAACAGGGUUUCCUCCACAUCCAAAGCUGCUUCGUCUUUGCAGCCACUGCAGCGCGUUCACCUGGGUGACAAGCAAACUGCAGCUCUGCAUCGCGCCAGCGCCUCGUGGGUCGGCAUCAAAUCCCACCAUCACCCUGCAAACUGCCAUCAGUCGGCCCGCAACCCCGUCUCCCUUCCCGAUUCUCCGCUUUACAGGCCCUUCCUGCGCUGCGAGGAGUGUGACAAGAGCUUUCCCCACCCCAGCAACCUGAAGGCCCACAUGCAGAUUCACACAGGCGAACGGCCGUUUUGCUGCCCGCUCUGCGGCCGCAGCUUCACCAAGCUCAGCAACCUCAAAGCCCACCGGCGCGUCCACACGGGCGAGAGACCUUACUGCUGCUUGGCAUGCGGCAAACGCUUCACCCAGAAAUGCAACCUGAAACGCCACCAGAGGAUCCAUCUGGACGUUUGACCUCAGAGGUCUGGAGGAGAAAGAAAAUUCAUGAGUGUUUUGUGUUUUUAGCUUGAGACGGUCGGAGCUCAUGUUGCAGUGCAGCACAGUUGGUGGGCUGCAUCACGAGACUACACCUCUAGAUUUGAUUAGUUCUGUGCACUCCUGUGAAGCUCACCUGCUAAUCUCUACAGGUGUGCUGGGCUCACUGUAGGAUGACAAACACUGUGUGUGGUGUGUGUUUCAUAUUGUUAGAUGAACCAGCUAAUAAGUCAUACCAGAAAUUAAAUGUUUAGAGUUAUUUCUUAUGUGGACCGCAAGUUAUUUAUAAAUGCAGUGCCAUGAAAAAGUGUUUGCUCCCUUAAAAAUGUUUGCUAUGA